AUGGGAGUCGCAACACCGCCGUUCCUUAGGCAAAGUGAAAUAAAUUCGCCGCACCGACACAAAAACUAGUCCGCUUUUGGAAGACAUGUUUUUGCGGGGCUCCGAUGCCUAAAGACCAUGCCUGAUGAACUUUUCGAAGGAGUGUCACCAACAUCGAAGCAUCGGCUGCAGUCAAAGCAGCUUUAGUACGACGGGGAAGUAGUUUUUUGGGGGGCUUCGUGCAGCUCCGCGGCGGAGGGAUCUGUGUUGUGCUCAGGCCGAGCUGAAUGAGAUUGAACAAGAGUUCUUGUUUUGUAGCUUCAGUUUGUGUCUUUUUACACUAAUUUGCUUAAACUACGCACAAAAUUGCACAACUAAGUGAAGGUACUUGGGAAGGAGCGUGUGGGAGUCUUUAUGAGCUCUUCUUCCAUCGUGGAUCGUCUUCUUGGAGAUAUAUAUUUAAUUAAUCUGGAGGAGGACUGCUGCUGAGGCAGGGCAGCACAGAGGGGUGGAGUCCAGUCCCACAGCCGGGUGCGGCACGUUCAUGCUUCAGUUGGAUGGUUUUCCCACCGGAGACGGCGUUCAGGCUGAUCGAUCAGCUGAAAGACUGACUGCAUCCAUGAUGGAAUUACAGACAUUACAGGAGGCGCUGAAGGUGGAGAUCCAGAUCCAUCAGAAACUGGUGGCCCAGAUGAAGCAGGACCCUCAGAACGCAGAUCUGAAGAAGCAACUUCACGAGCUUCAAGCAAAGAUCACUGCACUGAGUGAGAAGCAGAAAAAGGUGGUCGAGCAGUUGAGGAAGGAGCUGCUGGUCAAGCAGGAACCAGAAGCCAAAGUGCAGCUGCAGGUUCACACACCUCCUGUAGGGGGUGAUGUGAAGCCCACCAACCUGCUACAGACCCAGCAGAUUCCUGGAGGAAUACAGCAGACACUGACAGUCACCCCGGUCCUCACCGCCAAGACGCUACCUCUCGUGCUAAAAGCAGCGGCCACGCCAACCCUGCCUGGCUCAGUCUUGCCGCAACGCCCGGCCACCGUCAUGGUAACCACCGCCAUCUCCAAACCGGACUCCCACAACGCCCCCAUCAAUCUACAGGUGGCGGGCAAGCUAAGCGCUCACACCUCAGAACCUGUGAGGCUCGUGUCCAAGAAUGCCAUGCUGCUGCAGGCCGCCAACGCCCAGACAAUCAAAGUCCCCCAGUUUGUCACUCCUAGACUGAUGACGCCACCCGCCUUUCAGCUGCAGCAGGUCAGGCCAAAGUCCGCCUUGCCUGCCAACGUCCCCAUUGCUCCAGCUCCUCCGCCGCCCAUGAUGGCGGCCCCCCAGCUGCUCCAGAGACCAGUCAUGUUAGCCACCAAGCUGUCGCCUUCCUUGUCGUCCGUGGCUCCCAUUCACCAGGUCCGCAUCGUGAAUGGGCAGCCGUGCGUCAAGACGGGCACCACCCCUCUGACGGGCAUCGUCAUCACCACGCCAGUGUCCACGACGGCUGCCUGCCUCGCCAGCCCGGCCCAGGCACCGGACCCUGCUUCGGUCCCAACCCUGACCCCAAGCCAGCCCAUCCAGAUCAGCAGUGUGGCCUCUGAUCUCAAGACUGUUAAAUCAGGGGGCGGUGCCGAGCACAAGAUGCCAGUCACCCUCCCCUCAUUUUCUACUCCUCCCUUGUCUCCUCCGCCUCCCAGACCCAGGAAGGAGGAGAGUCCAGAGAAACUGGCCUUCAUGGUCUCCUUGGGCCUUGUAACAUACGACCACUUGGAAGAAAUUCAGAGCAAAAGGCAGGAGAGGAAGAGGAGAACGACUGCUAACCCGGUCUACAGUGGCGCCGUGUUUGAGCCGGAGAGGAAAAAGAGCGCUGUGAGUUACCUGAACAGCCCUCUGCACCAGGGGACACGAAAGAGAGGUAUGUCACGCAGACUGUUGUUGUUCUUCCCCCCUCUCCAUCUUUUUCUUUUUUUUUUCUUUGUUUUCCGUCUUUUGUCGUCUGUCUCAUUUCACCCAGGUCGCCCACCCAAAUACGGCGGCGUCCCGGAGCUGGGCUGCCUCACCCCGACCUCCCCCAUCAGCCCCGUACACCCCCUCCCUCUGCCCAGCCCCAGCUCUGGGGAUGGAGACAUCCAUGAGGACUUCUGCACUGUGUGCAGACGCAGUGGCCAGUUGCUCAUGUGCGACACGUGUUCUCGUGUCUAUCACCUGGACUGCCUGGACCCACCCCUGAAAAGCAUUCCUAAAGGCAUGUGGAUCUGUCCAAAAUGCCAAGACCAGAUCCUCAAGAAAGAAGAAGCCAUUCCCUGGCCUGGAACGCUGGCCAUUGUCCACUCUUACAUUGCCUACAAAGAAGCGAAAGAAGAAGAGAAGCAGAAGCUCAUCAAGUGGAGCGCCGAGCUGAGGCUGGAGCGCGAGCAGUUAGAGCAGCGAGUCAAGCAGCUCAGCAACUCCAUCACGAAAUGCAUGGACACCAAGAACAGCAUCCUGGCUCGCCAGAAGGAGAUGCAGCUGUCUCUGGACAAGGUCAAACAUCUGGUCCGCCUCAUCCAGGCCUUCGACUUCAACCAGACUGUGGCCGAAGGCAGGGACUUCAGAGUCCAGGACGCCGCAGCGCCGCCCAAAGCCAACUUGGAGGCGAAGGUUGAGGGCGUCGACAAGAGCGAGAGCAACACGGCUGAAGAGCAGGCAGCGGCGGCAGGGAACAAGAUGACCACAGGAGACGCCGACCAUCAGGGCUCCGUUGCGCGCCCUGCAGAUAACAUUCCUGCUGAAGGUGCAGGGGGAGGGGCUGAUACAGAGACGGGCGUCCAGGCUGAAGGCGGGACCAAGGCUGAGACCAAAGUGUCUCCACAGCCUGACUUCGCCCCUUCUUCCGAGGCGCCGCCGCCCGCCGCCACUGCUACCACCACCGCCACCAACACCACCAAUGGUAUGACCGUGCUGCCGUGCCCCGCCCCCACUGCAGACGCAAAAGCCAACUCUGAGAACAAGAUGACCGCCGUCAGCUCUCCGGAGGCGGCAGCAGCGCAGGACAAACAGGACAUCAGCGACAGCAACAACAUCAAAACCUCAGAACCCUCCCAGCAUUCUGUGCCAGCGCUUGGCGGCGAGUAACCCCCGCUCGCCGCCAUUUACAACUUGGAGUACGAUUUGAAAAAACAAAGAAAAAAAAAAGUUGCCAAUCUGUGUUAAUGUCGUUUGUUUGCGUCGUAUUGUCAGACUGUGUCAAUGGUAGAUAGCGGCCUGGUCACAUGACGACCGCCGUGGUGGCCAGUUAGCGAUAGACGUCGUCAUGGGAACGCUCGAGGGAGACCGAAUCCAUCUCACCAGUGUGUGCCUGUCCCAGUGGUCCCGGUGGGUAGGGCGGGGCCACGCAUUGCUCCUCCCAACCCACCGAAUAUUUGGCUUGCGCCUACACUGAAGACUGUACUGUUGCCUAGCAACCAAUAGCAGUAGGCAACCCCCACCCGUCUGUCCAGCAAAAAGCCCCCGUGACCUUUAAACCCCACGGUUAAAGUUCUUCAAACAAAGAAUUCAACGAGUCACAGUUGUGGGACAAGUUGACCACACAGCAGGGGGCGUGUCCUCAGUGCCAUCAUCAAAAUAAUCAUGUGAAUUCAACAUGGAACUUCUUUACAUCUUGUCAGAGCUCCGCCCCCUGCUACAGCCAUGCCCCUUCCACCCUGCCGUGGACAGUAGAUGCCAACGCGUGUCCGCUAUUGAUCAACUUCUCUGUUUGAAGCAUCUUAACCACUGGGGAGAGGGCGGCCCCUCCCUCGCCCGCUCGGGUUAACCGAGUCCAGACUGUAGCCCCGCCCACCAAGGCAGGCGUGGAGGAGACGGAGCCAGAGCGCCGUUGUUGUUGUGAGUCUUCAUUUUGUGUGUCCGUGUGAGCACUAAAUGUGACGUGCUUUGUUUUUUCUAGGACAACAUAUUCAGGUCUUCCUGGUGUUGGGAGUAAGUGCUUUGUGUUCCUGUCCACCGCCAUCGUCAACUGCCAAAAGCAUCCAAACACGCUAGGGGGCGGAGCCAAAAUUCCACAAGUGGUAACAAAACAAACAAAAAAAGCACAAGUUAGUGGAGGAGAUUUUUUUUUUGUAUGUUCUUUGAUGUGACAUGACUCCUCCCACAUUUGGAGGAACCACUAGCCUCCAGCCCAGUAGGUGGCGACGCUCACUUUCUGCUCCUUCAUUCAUGGUGCCUAUUUUUUUUUUAAUUUUAUUUUUUUUUAGUCUUGGGGUGGGGGGUUCAAAACGGAGCCGUCAGCAGCUGGAGGCGGGAGCGUCUGUUUCCGUUAAUGAGGACUGGGUGGCGCUCUUGAGGUCAAUGUCGGCGUUCAUAUCACAUGACUCGUGUCAGCCAAUUAGCAUAUCCUGCCUUUCGCUUGCCAUGUGGUCACACCUUUCCCCCAGUAGGUACCUCGAGUGCCUUCUACCUAUCUGUUGACUUGCACUGUGACUAAUAGGCCCCGCCCCUCCAUAUUUGUCCUCCUCUUCCAUCUCAUUUGCCAGUCAGUGUUUAGCAGCUGCCUUAAAUGGUUUUUUUUUGUUGUGUUUUUUUUACCUGAUCAUCUUGUGUGAGGUCGUCCAUGACAACGAUGAGGCGGCCUCUGGUUUUACGAUGCACUUUUUUUAAUUUAAGCAGUAUUAUAAGGAAACAAACAUCACCGCCGGGGGGGUCCACUCGUUAACAGGUCACAUUGCAACAAGUCAUGGCAUGCCUUCUUAUGCAAAUUUUAUACACAAGUUAGUUAUGCAUUCACUUUUUUUUCUAAAGUCAUUUUUGGUUUCAAGUGGGCGGAGCCAGUGUAUUUGAUUGACAUCUUAGUGGGCGGAGUGAAAAAGGGUACAUUUUAUCCAAAGAACAUGUGGAAGGAUCAUUGGAGGGAAUUGUUGUGUGUCCGUUUGCAAGCAUCCAGUCAUGAUUGUGGCCUUCUAGUGUUGUCCUUACAUCAAAGUCCCGUCCCCCGAUGCCCCCCCAUCCCAUUUACUUGUUUUUUUUUUUUAACUCUUCCAUGUGCUCAGAAGCAUUGUAGCGCUCCGGAUAAAGAACAAAGUGUACAUUGGGUAAUCUUUGUAUAAUUGUUUGUAUUUUUUCAUAAUAAUUUUUGGAAAGGAAUGUGUUUAUUUUUUUGGACUUGUGUUCCACAUGUGUCUUCUGUUGGCCAUGUUGGUGGGAUUCUUAUACCUCUGUAUUGAGCCUCCCCCUCCUCCUCCUCCUCCUCGUGAUGAUGACGAUGAUGCAGUGUUUCACUAAAUACUGUUGCUCGGUAAAGGAUGGCACCAGCCGCCACUAGGAGCAUUUGAUCAAUUUCUAUUUAUUUAUUUUAUCAGUUUGCUAAUAAAUCCUCAAAAGCA
Molecule: messenger RNA, 5319 nt
Organism: Doryrhamphus excisus (bluestripe pipefish)
Lineage: Eukaryota; Metazoa; Chordata; Actinopteri; Syngnathiformes; Syngnathidae
Gene: phf21ab
Product: PHD finger protein 21Ab
Biological process (GO): negative regulation of transcription by RNA polymerase II
Cellular component (GO): histone deacetylase complex
Molecular function (GO): chromatin binding
Source: RefSeq, a predicted model, not a curated record